AAAUGGAAACUAUGAGUCCCACCCACAUUCGUUAAAUACGGUCCAGACCUCGCCUGGCUAGAUCCUCGUCCUCCAGGAAGAAACAGAAAAUCACCGCACAAUGAGCUACCCUGGAUACCCCCCUCAGGCUGGUGGAUACCCUCCUCAAGCAGGCGGCUACCCUCCCCAGGCAGGCGGAUACCCUCCCCAGGCAGGCGGAUACCCUCCCCAGGCAGGAGGAUACCCACCUCAGGCAGGCGGAUACCCACCUCAGGCGGGUGGAUACCCACCUCAGGCAGGCGGAUACCCACCGCAGGCAGGCGGAUACCCACCUCAGGCAGGCGGAUACCCUCCCCAAGCAGGAGGCUUCCCGCAGCAGCCGAGUGGCUUCCCUCCACAGGCUGGCGGAUAUCCAUCGCAAGCAGGAGGCUACCCACAGGGACCACCACAAGGCAGCUGGGGUGGUGGCCCUACUGGUGGUUAUCCCUCCAUUGGUCUUGACAGCUUAUCCAACCCCGGAUACAAUGCUGGCAUGGACAAUCACAACUCAUCCAUGUACACCCAAGCCCCUGGGGUGUACCCAUCUCUCCCUCAGUCUGGUGGGUAUGGUGCCCCCUUACCUAACCAGUCAUAUGGCAUGUACCCACAGCCAGGAGGGACCAUGCCUCAACACCAAGGCCCAGCGAUGGGCUACCCCGGUCAGCCAGGACAGCCUAUGCAAGGGUACCCCCGUGCCCCAUCACCUAACCCUUCCAUGCCCGGUUAUGGAGGAGCUCCUGCACCUAUGCCAGGGUACCCAUCACCAAAUCAAGCCUAUGGAGGAGCAGGCAUGCCAAUAGCUCCAGCUGUCAAAAAAGGAUUCAGGGGAACAAUCAAGGACUUUCCUGGAGCUGACCAGCUUAAGGAUGUGGAGGUCCUGAGAAAGGCCAUGAAGGGCUUUGGAACUGAUGAGCAAGCCAUUAUCGAGUUACUGGGGAGUCGCUCCAUCAAGCAGCGUGUCCCUUUGCUGCGGGCCUACAAAACUUCCUAUGGAAAGGAUCUGAUUAAGGACCUGCAUUCGGAACUGUCUGGAGAUUUCAGGAAGCUGGUCAUGGCUAUGUUGAAGAGCCCAGCCGAGCUUGAUGCCUACGAGCUACACAGUGCCAUCAAGGGAGCUGGAACCGAUGAAGCCUGCCUGAUUGAGGUUCUGUCUUCUCGCUCCAACACUGAAAUCAAGGAGAUAAACCGCAUUUACAAACAAGAAUACAAGAAGACACUGGAGGAUGCCAUCACCGGGGAUACUUCAGGCCACUUCCGCAGGCUCCUGGUUUCUCUCGCCCAGGGUAACCGUGACGAACGUCCCAAUGUUGACAUCUCUGUCGCCAAACAAGAUGCUCAGGCCCUGUAUGCUGCUGGAGAGAGCAAGAUGGGAACAGAUGAGUCCAAAUUCAAUGCUAUUUUGUGCGCCAGGAGCAAACCACAUCUCAGAACAGUGUUUCUGGAGUACCAGCAGAUGUGUGGAAGAGAUAUCGAGAAGAGCAUUGACAGGGAGAUGUCUGGAGACCUCGAGAGUGGCAUGGUGGCAGUGGUGAAGUGCAUUAAGAACACAUCUUGCUACUUUGCUGAGAGGCUCUACAAGGCCAUGAAGGGCGCUGGGACCAAAGACACAACCCUGAUCCGGAUCAUGGUGACUCGUUCUGAGGUUGACAUGCUGGACAUCCGCCAGGCGUAUGUUAAAAACUACGGCAAAUCGCUGUACACACACAUCUCUGGAGACACAUCAGGAGACUACAAGAAACUCCUACUGAAGCUGUGUGGGGGCAGUGACUGAACUGGAAACUAUUGCUUCUCCAGUUUUCAAUUAAAUAUCAGUUUUAUAUCUCAUCUAUGCGCACUAUACACAGACUGCAAACUUGCAUGCCAAGCCUCUCAAUGCAUUGUUGACCUUGCUACAAGAACCUCAUAUAUUGCUUCGUCCAAUUGUUUUCUAUAUACAGUAUGCAAAAAAAUGUUUUCUAUAUUUUUUCAUUUGUGGUAACUUAGAUUUUUACGAGUUAAAUAUUCAUGGCCAUACAAUUGAUUUGUCAGCGAUGACGUAUGCAUUAUUAAAAGAUAUAUAUUUAUAACAUUUUAUGACUUAUGUGCCAAGUUUACAGAUAUGUAGUGAUAUCUGGAAUGUUUAUCAGCUUUUUUUACCAUGUUCAGCAAAGCUGAAUAAAGUAUGAAUAAGAAUACAUAGAAGCUCAGCACCAAAGGAAAGGUUUGCAACUGUAUUGUCUCUUCUAUAUUUGUCUUCAAUUUAUAUCUUUUUGUUAAUCAUAGUGUUAGGGGACUUUUAUUUUUCUUUUGUGUCGUGUAUGUGCCAUUGUAUACGCAAUCAUAGCAUCACAUUUUAUAUAUUGUUGGGGUCUCAAACAAUAAACUUUAAAGACACAAA
This is a messenger RNA of Limanda limanda (common dab), 2395 nucleotides long. RefSeq names its product annexin A11a (gene anxa11a). The coding region runs from base 101 to 1789 and encodes 562 amino acids. Gene Ontology annotation, cellular component: cytoplasm. NCBI's taxonomy places the organism in Eukaryota, Metazoa, Chordata, Actinopteri, Pleuronectiformes, Pleuronectidae. Gene Ontology annotation, molecular function: calcium ion binding; calcium-dependent phospholipid binding. The transcript has 15 exons. Gene Ontology annotation, biological process: phagocytosis; cytokinetic process. The record is from RefSeq and is a predicted model, not a curated record.